Molecule: messenger RNA, 3221 nt
Organism: Cherax quadricarinatus
Lineage: Eukaryota; Metazoa; Arthropoda; Malacostraca; Decapoda; Parastacidae
Gene: LeuRS-m
Product: Leucyl-tRNA synthetase, mitochondrial
Biological process (GO): leucyl-tRNA aminoacylation; mitochondrial translation
Cellular component (GO): mitochondrion
Molecular function (GO): aminoacyl-tRNA deacylase activity; ATP binding; leucine-tRNA ligase activity
Source: RefSeq, a predicted model, not a curated record
AGUACGGCGAAAACUUUCAUUGACCCUAUAAACCCCAAAUAAUAAUAAUAAUAAUAAUACUAGUAAGUGAAGAACAAGCUUUUGUUCAAAAACACCCGUGAGGGACAUUAUAGCACUGAUAUGUAAGUAUCAUACCUGGAUAUUCUGACAUCUGUUAAACAGGAGAGAAAAUAUAAAUAGAGAAAAUGCAAAACUAAAUGAAUGAGGUAAACUGUCUAUUUAAAUUAUAAAAGUUGCCAAACAAGCAGACAACCAAUUAAAAAGAUGGAGAAGUUCAGUAAAAUGGUAAAGCACUUGGUACAACGAAGGAUCUUUACUGCACGGCCACACUGUAGACUUCUAUUCAGCAAGACAGGAGUGUGGCCCCAGUGUGAGGAGGAAUUGCCAACUGAGAUCAAAAAGGAGGCAGAAGCUUAUUGGAAAGAAAAAAUUUAUUCACAAGGGUCAGUUAAAUGUGGUGAAGCUUGUGGUAAGAGAGAGAAGAAGUAUGUUCUUUCCAUGUUUCCUUAUCCGUCGGGGAAGUUGCACAUGGGUCAUGUCCGUGUUUAUACCACUAGUGAUGCAAUGGCCAGAUUCUACUGCCUCAGAGGACACGAGGUUAUUCAUCCUAUGGGUUGGGACGCUUUCGGUCUGCCAGCUGAAAAUGCAGCGAUUGAUUGCAAUGAGAUGCCCGAUCAAUGGACCUACAAGAAUAUUCAGCAGAUGAAAGAUCAAUUGCAAGAGCUGGGUUGUAAAUUUGACUGGGAUAGAGAGAUCGCUACAUGUGACCCAGAGUAUUACCGCUGGACUCAGGCUAUCUUCUUGCUUUUGUUCAGAGAAGGAUUAGUCUAUCAGGAAGAGGCAUUGGUGAACUGGGACCCUGUGGAUCAAACAGUGUUAGCAAAUGAGCAAGUGGAUAUAAAUGGAUGUUCCUGGAGGUCUGGUGCUCAAGUGGAGAAACGCUUUCUUAAACAGUGGUUUAUCAAGACAACAAGAUUUUCAAAAUCACUACUGGAUGGCUUGUCUGAUCCAGCAUUGGAAAACUGGAAUGAUAUCAUCAAGAUUCAGCGUCACUGGAUUGGAGAUUGUGUUGGGUACAGGGUAGAGAUGACAGUAGAGCAGAAGUGUGUGUGUAGUGGAACAGAUAUAUGGACACCAGUGAGCGGGAAACUGGCCUUGUGGAUGCCACAACCAGAACUUAUACAUGGAAUAAGCUUCAUUGGAGUCCAUUCUGGCCAUAAAUUUGAUUCCAGCUCUUACAGAGUGCUUAAACAUGACAGAUAUCAGCUACUGAAUAUUGUUGCUGUUUGCCCUAUCAGUCAAAGACAGGUUCCCAUUAUUGUUUGUGAUGACUUGCCAUACAGUGAAGAUGUAGAGUUCUAUGUUGGGAUACCUUGCAUUUCUAGUAUUGACCAGUCUCUUGCAAGAACAUGUGGUUUUGACACUCCAAAAAUUAUUGAAGAUGGUAAAUUGGUGAAUUCAGGUAACUUAAGUGACUUAACUCUGGAAUCAGCAAGACAAGAAGUCACUCAGCAGCUUAUGGACAUUGGCGCAGGGGGAUUCCAGACUAGUGUUAAACUGCGUGACUGGUUGAUAUCACGACAGAGGUACUGGGGGACUCCAAUCCCAUUCAUUCACUGUCCAGAGUGUGGGUUAGUGCCUGUGCCUGAGGAGCAGCUUCCAGUUGAACUGCCAAAGAUUUCAAGCUUCCCAAAAAGAGGUGCCUCACCACUCAAAGAGGCAGUUGACUGGUUGACCUGUAGCUGUCCAAGAUGUGGAGGUAAGGCUGAGCGUGAAACGGACACAAUGGAUACAUUUGUUGAUUCUUCGUGGUAUUUUCUUCGUUUCCUUGAUCCUAGCAACAGUGAAUCACCUUUUCGCCAUGACAUUCAAGAUAAAAUGAUGCCUGUUGACCUUUAUAUAGGGGGAAAGGAACAUGCUGACCUCCAUUUGUACUUCGCUCGUUUCUUGCAACAUUUUCUGGCCAGCAAAGGGAUUGCGAGUCACUCAGAGCCUUUCAAGAGAUUGAUUAUGAUGGGUAUGGUUAUGGGUCAGUCAUACAUGGUUAAAAACACCGGACAGUACAUCAGCAAAGAUCAAGUUGAUUUUUCAGUUGAUCCACCAGUGGCACUUGGAACAGGUGAACCCUUAGUUGUUACCUUCGAAAAAAUGAGCAAGAGCAAACUGAAUGGUAUUGACCCACAGGAAAUACUGCAGAAGUAUGGCACAGAUACCACCAGACUCCUGAUGUUAGGCAACUUUGCUCCAUCCUCACAAAGAAAUUGGUCUGAAGAUACGUUUCCUGGUAUCCUGAACUGGCAGAAACGUUUGUGGUUGACAGUUAUGGAUUUUAUAAACAUCCGAAAAAAUACACAAGAUAGUGAGAAAGUCUCUUUGAGCCUAGAAGGAACACAGGAGCACACACAGUUCCUCUGGAAGAGCCGCAACCGCUAUGUACGGAGCAUUACGUAUGUUUUUGAGUAUACACAUCAGUUGAGUGUUGCCAUCUCUUUCAUGCAAGGGCUAACUAGCAGUCUGAGGAAAGUACCAAACUGCCUGAUGUUAUCUGAGGAAUUUGAGAGAACAUUGGGAGCUCUGAUCAUUAUGUUGAGCCCCUUAGCUCCACACUUUGCCAGUGAGCUUUGGGCAGGAUUCUGUAGUGUUGCUAAUUCUUCACACAUUAAUAAGGACCUUGCCCUACUAGAGCAGCAGUGGCCUGAAGUUGAUCAAGAAUAUCCUCUUUCUCUUAAGUAUUCGGUGCUUGGGAAAGAGGCUCGUGAAGUGAAAGUACCAAGGAAGGUACUAGAUCACUUGACUCCUGAGGCAGCAUUAGAUCUGAUUUCUGCUGCUGAAGAUUUUCAAGAUUACUUGGGAGAAAGGUCCAUUAUUGCUACACAUCUGAAAGUACUACCAGGCCUAGAAGCAUCCGUAUUUUUCAAAUAUAAAGUGCAAGAUAUAUCUAAAGUAAAGGAGGCCCUAAAAAAGAUGAAUGCAGAGAAAAAGAAGCAGAAAUUAGAGAAGAGAUUAAAAAAGGAAUUAAGAAAAGCAGAAUGUUGAUAUGAUCUGUUAAUUUUAAAAAUUGAGUGGAUAAAUCAUCUCUGAAGUGUGUGUAAAUAAUUUUGUUAGGUAAGACACAUGCAACAGUUAGGUAUCUUUAUUUUGAAACGUUUCGCCUACACAGUAGGUUUCUUCAGUCGAGUACAGAAAAGUUGAUAGAAGCAGAAGAGACUUGAAAACGAUGU